AGUACUGGCUUUGCUGAUCACUCUGUCGGAUACACAGCUUGAACAUCGCAGUGUUGUCGAGGCUGAAACACGGUCAGGGCUUAUGGACAGGCGCGUGUAGCUCCCGGGAUCCCUCUCCGUCUUUCCGUGCACUGAACGGACUGCACCCCGUGAGUCAUUUUGACACCUAUCUGGGCUUCUUUCCGCGCUCCGGUCUUUCUACUGCAGGGCCUCUUCAGUUUACAGGAAAAAAGUGGGUGUUUACUCACUGGUGUUCCGGCAGCAGCGGCGGCGGCGGCGGCGAGCGCAGCGAAGUGUCCUCGAUGGCAGGCUGGAAGGACGGCUCGGUGCAGGAGAAGUAUCGGCUGGUCGUGGUCGGAGGCGGCGGUGUCGGGAAAUCAGCCCUGACUAUCCAGUUUAUUCAGGGUGUUGGUUUGACAUUCCCCGAGCACUCCCCUCAGCUGUCACCACUUAACUAGUCCCCAAGGAGAGCGAGAACUACAAAACAUGGGGAAAAUGUGAAGGAAAAAAAGGCAUGACUCCUCCUCCUCCAGGCUCCCUUCCCCCCUUGGCCCCACCCUCCCAGUUUAGGUCACUAGGAGACCAGAUAGUGUCUCUGUGGAGAAUGAAAGAAUCCUACUUUGUCACUGACUAUGACCCCACGAUUGAAGACUCUUAUACCAAGCAGUGUGUGAUUGACGAAAGGGCGGCCAGGCUUGACAUCCUCGACACGGCUGGACAGGAAGAGUUUGGAGCCAUGAGAGAACAAUACAUGAGGACAGGGGAGGGCUUCCUGCUCGUCUUCUCAGUCACUGACAGAGGAAGCUUUGAAGAAAUCUACAAAUUCCAAAGGCAAAUUCUUCGAGUGAAAGACAGAGACGAAUUCCCUAUGAUCCUUGUAGGAAACAAAGCAGAUCUGGAACUACAGAGACAAGUAACCCAGGAAGAGGGCCAGCAGCUGGCCAGACAAUUGAAGGUCACAUAUAUGGAGGCUUCAGCCAAAAUCCGUAUGAACGUAGACCAGGCUUUUCACGAGCUUGUUAGAGUUAUCAGGAAAUUCCAAGAACAGGAGUGUCCACCGUCGCCAGAACCUACAAGAAAAGAAAAGGACAAGAGCGGCUGCCAUUGUGUGAUCGUCUGAGUCGGCCUUAUCACUGUAACUCAUGCAGCUGCUCUCUACCACCCCACCCACUCUGCCUGACAUCACAUCCUCAGUGGAUGACUGACCGCUGCCUUCUCCACGUGCAUGACUUCAGACAGCCUUUUCUGAGAUACUUUGACCAGGAACUGCUGUCCCCAGGACAUCACUAUGGACAACUGACAAUGCCAAAUUUUAACACCACUCUACCUUCAGCUGUAAUUUAAUUAACACGAGAGAGUCCCAACACUAAACAUUGCCUUCUAAAUCAGCCUGACAAAUUAAUGUUUUGUACUCUGAAGGACUUCUCUUGCCUUGUAGUGAAAUUUGUACUUGCUACCGAGAUUGAAUGAAAACUAUAUAUCCAGAAUGUUAAUGACUUUCUUUAAUGUCCGGUGUCUGACCAGAGCAGAGAGAUUAUCUUAUGAAGCUUCGUGUAUUUUGUGCCAUAUCCACCUUUACUCCCAUGUGCUAAUCUGCUACUGUACAUAUGUGACAUUUGUUGUGAUUUUCAAAGUGUAUUUCUAAUGACUUAUUAAAUCACCACAGUACAGUGUGUGAGGUUGAGUUUGGUUUUACAUAUAUGAAAGUGAAUAUAUAAGUAUGUAUAUAAAUAUAAUGCCUAGACAGCCCUUAAAGCUACAAUGAUAGAAGUUUUUGGCAUUCUGCAGUGGAUUCUUAACUUUGUCUGUGGUUUCUGCUUUCAUCUCAAUUGCCAAAUAUGGAGUGUCUACUGUAUUUUAUUUUUUGAAAGUCUUAUAGAUUGAAGGAUUCUUAUCCAACGCCAUCUCCUCAGUGUACUGAAAGUAGCAAAUUUGCCUGAAUUUCUUUCCUCAAAGGUGGCGGUUCAGUCAAAAUUGGACAUCAUACUUUGUUUCAGAUUUUCUGAGAGGCAGUAGAUACAUUUAUUGGUAGAACAUUGUGUACAUUUGAAAACUAACAUGAUUUCAGAUAAAAACACUGAACAUUGUAUCCUCUUUAUUCAUCUUUUGACAAGUAAUGUUAACAAAUAAUGUUGAAGCUUUCAGAGCUCGGUUCAGUUCAGAUCAUUCCAAUGUGAUGCAUAUCUUCUGUCAAACAUUAUAGUCUACAAUAUAGUUCAGAUAACUGUAAUAUCAUUCCAAUAACACAGUGGCAAUGUACUUGUUGUGUCCUUGAAUUAUUCUGUUACAUACCCCCCAAAGGUCUGUCAAUUGGAACCCCAGGAAAAGUGGAAGCAUUGAGAUACAUGUCGUAAAAAAAAAAAAGUUCUCCAGUGGGACGUGAACUCACCGGACCUGCCACCUGUGGAGCUGUCAUCACCACAGACACAAAAUAAUUUUCUGCCUUCCCUUUCCUCUUCUGUACUUCUGUUUAGGCAUACAAAUGAAGUACUGCAGUUUAUUUUUCAUAUCAUCAUCUUGUAAUAUAAACAACAAGAAAAUCAGAUGAUGGAAGUGAUGGACUUAAAUGUUUCUACUCUACUUUUAUACAUUAUUUUCUUAUCAAACUAGUUGACAAGUAUUUUUAUAUGUUUAUAAGUGAAUACAAGUUCACAGCACAGCUGUGUAUAUAUGUAAAGAGGAAUAUUUAAUUUGAAAAAAAAUAUUGAUUAUGUUAAACUGAAGAUGACUGUUGGCCCAAAUUUGCAUAAUUGGAUUCUUCACCCAGAUGUGACGAAGAAUGUUUUUUCUUAUUGUGGCUAAGUAAUGGAGAAUAUAUUUAUGUUGAGGUGUUCACCACCAGCUCAGAGUGUAAAAUGCCAGAUCAGGUGGGAGAAGGUUUUUAGAAAUGAUUCUGCUCUUGACAUAGGAGCUUUAAACAAAUGAAUUAUUAUAAUCACUGAGAUUUGAAAUACUCACUUCCCAUUUUAUUGCAAAUCCUAGUGUAUGUCCAAAUCAUACUGUUUUUUUUCCUUCCUUUUUCUUCCAUAUCAUAUCAGUGUCUUUUUGCCCUGUGUGUAGCUUUUGGUGCUAAAAUAAAAUCUGUCAUUGAGCCA
Messenger RNA from Micropterus dolomieu (smallmouth bass), 3095 nucleotides. RefSeq names its product RAS related 2 (gene rras2). NCBI's taxonomy places the organism in Eukaryota, Metazoa, Chordata, Actinopteri, Centrarchiformes, Centrarchidae. The record is from RefSeq and is a predicted model, not a curated record. The transcript is spliced from 7 exons. Gene Ontology annotation, biological process: signal transduction. Gene Ontology annotation, molecular function: GTPase activity; GTP binding; GDP binding. Bases 515 to 1120 code for a protein of 201 amino acids. Gene Ontology annotation, cellular component: plasma membrane.